AUGUUUAGCAGAAUUGGUUCUAGAAGGGUUUUGUCUACAAACAGUAGACUUUUAAACACUAUCAAAACGGUGGAAGUGAAGGGAGGUACGGUUGUUCCACCACCUCCUCCUCCUCCUAAAAAACGUAGAUCCAUUUGGAAAACUACCAAGAGAGUUACGCUUUUUUCGGUCCUUGCUGCUGUCGGGGCUCUUUCUUAUAAGAUCUACACUGAAUCACAUCCAGGUGAGCAACAAAAGCAAGUCCCAUACUUUGAAAAUGGUCAAAAGAAGAAGACUCUUGUUUUAUUAGGAUCAGGAUGGGGUUCUAUUUCCUUGUUGAAGAAUUUGGAUACUACAUUGUACAAUGUUGUUGUAGUUUCUCCAAGAAACUAUUUCCUUUUCACUCCUUUAUUACCUUCUUGUCCUACCGGUACUGUUGAAUUGAGAUCUAUUAUUGAGCCAGUGAGAUCUAUUACUAGAAGAUCACCAGGUGAAGUUCUUUACUUGGAAGCCGAAGCCACUGACAUUGAUCCUGUUAACAACAAGAUCACUAUCAAGCAAUCGACUACUGUCCAUUCUGGUCAUUCUGGUAAGGAUACCAGUUCUUCGAAGUCUACUGUGUCUGAAUAUACUGGAAUUGAGGAUAUUACUACGUCCCUUAAUUAUGAUUAUUUAGUUGUUGGUGUUGGUGCUCAACCUUCUACUUUUGGUAUUCCUGGUGUUGCUGAACAUUCUACUUUCUUGAAAGAAGUGAGUGAUUCUAUGAGUAUUAGAAAGAGAUUGAUGGAUGUUAUUGAAGCUGCCAAUAUCUUGCCAAAGGGUGAUGAAGAAAGAAAGAGAUUGUUGUCUAUUGUUGUCUGCGGUGGUGGUCCAACUGGUGUUGAGGUUGCUGGUGAAUUGCAGGAUUAUAUUGAUCAAGAUUUGAAAAAAUGGAUGCCAGAAGUUGCUUCUGAAUUGAAGGUUAUUUUAGUCGAGGCAUUACCUAAUGUCUUGAAUAUGUUCAACAAAAAAUUAGUCGAAUAUACCAAGCAGGUUUUCCAAGAUACCAAUAUUGACUUGAAAACGAACACUAUGGUCAAAAAAGUUAGCGAUAAGCAUGUUGUUUGUCUGAUUAAAGAUCCAAAGGAUGGCUCUACUGAAAUCCAAGAGAUCCCUUAUGGUAUGUUGAUUUGGGCUACUGGUAAUGCUCCUAGAGCAAUUACCCAUAACUUGACAUCUAAAAUUGAUGAACAAAGAAACGCCAGAAGAGGUUUGUUGGUGGAUGAAAGAUUAUUGGUUGAUGGAUCUGAUAAUAUUUAUGCUUUGGGAGAUUGUACUUUUACUAAAUAUGCUCCAACUGCCCAGGUUGCCUUCCAAGAGGGUACUUUCUUAGCUAAGCAUUUUGAAAAGAUCCAUGAACUUGAAGCAAUUAAAUUCACCAUGCAGAAUCCAACUUCAACUGACAACGUUGAAAGAUUGAAGAAGAAAUUUUCUAUCUUACAAGAAAAAUUACCUGUCUUCGAAUAUGUUAACCAAGGUGCAUUAGCUUAUAUCGGUUCUGAAAAGGCUGUUGCUGACUUGGUCUGGGGUGAUUGGUCUAAUGUCACUACUGGUGGUACUUUAACUUUCUUAUUCUGGAGAUCUGCAUACGUCUACAUGUGUCUUUCUGUAAAGAACCAAGUCUUGGUCUGUUUGGAUUGGGUCAAAGUCUCAUUAUUUGGAAGAGAUUGCUCUAAAGAAUAA
This is a messenger RNA of Debaryomyces fabryi, 1701 nucleotides long. It is a transcript of the gene NDE1, whose product is annotated as NADH-ubiquinone reductase (H(+)-translocating). Lineage: Eukaryota; Fungi; Ascomycota; Pichiomycetes; Serinales; Debaryomycetaceae. The transcript has a single exon. The record is from RefSeq and is a predicted model, not a curated record. Bases 1 to 1701 code for a protein of 566 amino acids. Gene Ontology annotation, molecular function: NADH dehydrogenase activity.